GCCCCCCCUUUUUCUUCUCUCCCCACCAGUCCACCACACCACCCCACCCCACCCCGCACAACAAAUCGCACGCCUCGGUUCCCUCCACUCGACGCUUCUCCCGCUCCUAACCCCUAGUACCUUCUUCCCCCACUCGUUCGCUCCGCCGCCGCCGCGACGUCCAGCGGCCAGAUCCGCGCAGCAGGGGUGUCCUCCGCCGCGGAUCGACCUCCCGAUCCGCGCAGGGGGAGUGGCGGCGGGCGCCGGAGCGCUCCGCCGGGGACUUCGUGAGGCUGGAGACGGAGGAGGAAGGGAGUGGUUCCGCGGUGGUAGAUCCGCCGGUCCUUUCGCCGGAGAUGGACUCCUCCGCUGAGAAGCAGGGGAGCGGGACGCUGGAUCCGGACGAGCGCCCGCCGGCGUCCGGCGAGACUAAGGCCUGCACCGAGUGCCACACCACCAAGACCCCGCUCUGGCGCGGGGGACCCUGCGGACCCAUGUCGCUGUGCAACGCGUGCGGGAUCCGGUACCGGAAGAAGAGACGGGAGGCGAUGGGCCUGGACUCCAGCAGCAAGGCCGGCGGCGGCACCGAGCAGCAGCAGCAGCGGAAGAAGAAGGCCACCGCGGCCGCGGCCGCCGCGGCGGCGUCCAAGCGGGAGAGGGAGAGGUCGAAGGAGGCCGACGAGGUCACCGUGGAGCUCCGCGCCGUCGGGUUCGGCAAGGAGGUGGUGCUGAAGCAGCGGCGGCGGAUGCGCCGGAGGCGGCGCCUCGGCGAGGAGGAGCGCGCGGCCUUCCUCCUCAUGGCGCUCUCCUCCGGCGUCGUGUACGCCUGACUUCACCCCCACCUAGCACCGCACCCGAAGGCGGGUGAGAGGAGGAGGCCGCCGCUGGUGCUGCAAGCCGCCGAUUUGGUAGACGGGCGGCAUGAUCUGAGCCCAGAGAGAUCCGCAUCUCUCUUUACCCCCUUUUUCCCCCUCUGGAUCUAUGCUAAGUUUUCCCGGCUAAGUAGUAGUUCGUCAGUUCGAACAAAGCGAGUUAAUAAUCCGUGUCCGUGCUAGGCUAGUAGCAGCUCUGUUCCUCCCCCGUCCCGUUCCUUGCUGUUCUUGCCCCCCACCUCCUCUAGUUGUAAUCCUACCGCUAGUAGUGUGCUAGUAGCUGUCUUGUAACCUUCUCUUGCAAUGUAAGGAGAGAUUAUGAUCAUUCUUGCAAGCGAGUAGUUGAGAAGUGUC
Molecule: messenger RNA, 1205 nt
Organism: Sorghum bicolor (sorghum)
Lineage: Eukaryota; Viridiplantae; Streptophyta; Magnoliopsida; Poales; Poaceae
Product: GATA transcription factor 16
Exons: 3
Coding region: 336-809 (157 amino acids)
Biological process (GO): regulation of DNA-templated transcription
Molecular function (GO): sequence-specific DNA binding; zinc ion binding
Source: RefSeq, a predicted model, not a curated record